Messenger RNA from Solea solea (common sole), 4595 nucleotides. It is a transcript of the gene extl3, whose product is annotated as exostosin-like glycosyltransferase 3. Gene Ontology annotation, cellular component: membrane. Gene Ontology annotation, molecular function: glycosyltransferase activity. The transcript has 6 exons. The coding region runs from base 679 to 3429 and encodes 916 amino acids. The record is from RefSeq and is a predicted model, not a curated record. NCBI's taxonomy places the organism in Eukaryota, Metazoa, Chordata, Actinopteri, Pleuronectiformes, Soleidae.
ACCGUCGCUCCAACACAAUGCAGCUUUUAAUGGAGCUGUGAGCGGUGCGGCUCGUAAACGCAGCUCCACCACAGGCUUGUCCGGAGACCGUAGCCGUGCGAAUUCCAACUGGACGAGGCUGUAGUGCUUAGACAAAACCCGCCCAGCGGCUCUGACUCAGGUUUUUCGCGCACCUCUUCGGACUCAGCUGCCGGGGUCCCUUUUUCAAGGAGGAGAAUAUUUCUGAAUCUCCACCUUUCCAGGAUUUUCUGUAAGGGAGUCAGAAAAUGAGCACGUCCCACAUAGAAACAACUUUCCACCCCGGCUCUCUCACCCACCUGUGAGCAGUCAUGCUCUCCUCGCAUCACCCUUCGAGGGGCACCCCUCUCCAGACGCUGGACUGCUUUCUGACAUAGAUUUAGAAGAAUGCCAAUACCUCAUGACAGAAAUGGCAACGUGUUGUGUGAGCUUUAACACAUUAGAGUACAUAUUAGAGUAUAGGUGAGGCUAAUACCCACAGGAUCCUCAAGAGGAGGAAAACGGCCUCAGAUGACCUUUGCACAAGGACACAGCUUCAUCCCAGCUUUGAUGAUUUAGUAUCCAUCCUGCUGCCUUGCUGACAAGGUUAAAGAUGGCUGCUGCUGAUCCCCAUAGCAACGGUUCCUUGAUGGGGCAAGGAGCAGACUGAGGGAGUUGACAAUGCAGCGUAACGGUGGUGGGGUAGGCGCUGGAGGCCAGCCAUGGGUGCUGCGGCGUGUGCGUCUCACGUGGCUCAGUUUCAUGCUCUUCUUUAUCCUGGUCUUUUUCCCACUGAUUGCCCACUACUACCUCACAACCAUUGAUGAAGCUGGAGGUCUCGAUAAGCGCAUCUUCGGGCCUCGGCCUGGCGGGGAACUGUGUGAAGCCAAGCACGUGCAAGACCUUUGCCGCAUUCGUGAGUCGGUCAGCGAGGAGCUGCUGCAGCUGGAGGCCAAGCGACAGGAGCUCAAUGGGGAAAUUGCGCGACUCAACUUGCGCAUCGAGGCCUGUAAGCGCAGCAUUGACAGCGCCAAGCAGGACCUGCUGCAGCUAAAGAAUGUUAUUAGCCAGACGGAGCAUUCUUAUAAAGAACUAAUGGCCCAGAACCAGCCUAAGCUGUCGCUGCCUGUGAAGUUGCUGCCAGACAAGGAAGACCCAGGAUUGCCACCACCAAAGUCUGCACGCUUCUGCCGCCUGCGUUCCUGCUUCAACUAUGGACGCUGCCCUCUUACAUCGGGGUUUCCUGUGUAUGUCUAUGACACAGGGUCUUAUCCAUGGGGCGUCUUUCUCGACCCAUUGGUGAGGCAGGCUUUUGCAGCGUCAGUUAAAAGCAACAUUUAUGUGACUGAUAAUCCCGAUGUUGCCUGCUUGUAUUUGGUGCUGGUAGGGGAGCUCGAAGAGUCCUCCUCCCGUCCGCUGCCAUUACCUUCAGAGCUGGAGAAACAACUAAAAAAUCUACCUUACUGGAGAAUUGAUGGACACAACCAUGUACUUUUGCAUCUCUCAAGAAAGUCCAUGACGCAGAACUUCCUGUAUAAUGUGAGUGCAGGACGGGCAGCGGUCGCUCAGUCCACCUUUUUUCAGCAGCAGUACCGUGAGGGCUUUGACUUGGUUGUGUCCCCCCUGGUUCAUGCUCUUUCAGAACCUAACUUUUUGGAAGUGCCCCCUCAAGUUCCAGUAAAGAGGAAAUACCUGUUCACCUUCCAGGGAGAGAGGGUGGAGUCACUAAGGAGCAGCUUACAAGAGUCGCCCCCUCAGUCUUUCGAGGAGGAGCUGGAAGGAGACCCACCAGCUGACUACGACGAUCGCAUCAUUGGCACCCUAAAGGCAGUGCAGGACAGCCACCUGGAUCAGGUGCUGGUGGAGUUCACAUGUAAGGACCCUCAGCCAAGUCUGCCAACUGAGUGGGCUCUUUGUGGACAGAGGGAUGACAGGCUGGAGGUACUCAAGGCUUCUACUUUUGCCCUUGUGAUUGCUCCAGGAGAUGGACAGCUGGUGGCCUCGGCAGGCUGUGGAAUGAGGCUCUUCGAGGCCUUAGAAGUGGGAGCAAUUCCAGUUGUGUUGGGCGACCACUCCAGACUACCUUACCACCAGUUUAUUCGCUGGAGUGAAGCGGUGAUUAUAGUCCCCAAACCUCGUGUCACAGAGCUACACUUCUUGCUGCGCAGCCUGUCGGACAAUGAUAUGCUAGCUUUGAGGCGGCAAGGUCGCUUCCUGUGGGAGACCUACUUCUCCACCUCAGAGAAUGUUCUCAGUACCAUCCUGGCGAGCAUCAGAACCAGCAUCCAGGUUCCAGCUGCACCCAUCAAAGAAGAACCUGCCCACGAGAUUCCUCACAAAGCUGGGAAGCUGGCAGGAACUGACGCCAACCUGGCUGACAAUGGUGAUCUGGAUUUGGGUCCCGUCGAGACGGAGCCCCCCUACGCCUCGCCACGCUUUCUUCGCAACUUCACAUACACUGCUGUAGACACCUACAGAGCAUGGAACCGGGCCCCGGGGCCUUUUCAUCUGUUUCCGCACACUCCUUUGGACCCUGUGCUGCCCUCUGAAGCCAAAUUCCUGGGCUCUGGUACUGGUUUUAGGCCCAUAGGUGGAGGUACGGGGGGCUCGGGAAAGGAGUUUCAGGCAGCUCUAGGAGGCAACGUGCCUCGAGAACAGUUCACGGUGGUUAUGCUCACAUAUGAGAGGGAGGAGGUGUUGAUGAAUUCUCUGGAGAGGUUGAAUGGGUUGCCUUACCUGAACAAGGUCGUGGUGGUGUGGAAUUCACCCAAACCUCCUUCAGAUGACCUCCUGUGGCCCGACAUUGGCCUGCCAAUUGUGGUUGUCCGCACAGAGAAAAACAGCCUCAAUAACCGCUUCCUGCCCUGGGACGCCGUGGAAACCGAGGCCAUUCUGUCGAUUGACGAUGACGCUCACCUUCGCCAUGAUGAAAUCAUGUUUGGGUUCAGAGUGUGGCGUGAGGCCAGAGAUCGAAUUGUGGGUUUCCCUGGGAGGUAUCAUGCGUGGGAUGUCAACCAUCAGUCAUGGCUCUACAACUCCAACUACUCAUGUGAGCUCUCCAUGGUCCUGACAGGAGCUGCUUUCUUCCAUAAGUACUACGCCUACCUUUACUCCUACGUGAUGCCACAGGCCAUCAGGGACAUGGUGGACGAGUACAUAAACUGCGAGGACAUCGCCAUGAACUUCCUGGUGUCUCACAUCACUCGCAAACCUCCCAUAAAGGUCACGUCUCGCUGGACGUUCCGCUGUCCCGGCUGCCCUCAGGCCCUCUCGCAUGACGACUCACACUUCCACGAGCGCCACAAGUGCAUCAACUUCUUCGUCAAGGUCUACGGCUACAUGCCGCUGCUGUACACGCAGUUCCGCGUGGACUCGGUGCUUUUUAAGACUCGUCUGCCCCACGACAAGACCAAGUGCUUCAAGUUCAUCUAGCAUCGGGGGGGGGGGGCGAGUGGCGCAAGCAAAGAGCCCAGGAGCGCAGUGGAAUUGACGGAGUGGGAAGUAUUUAACGAGAGCAGGAGUUGAUUGACAGAUGCGCUGGAGGGAAAUUUUGCCUCGAGAGGUUACCUGUGUGGGAAGAGACGAUUUUAAAACUCCACAUCUCUACUGAAAAUUUGAAGAGUGGAAGCUCCACUGCCAACAAAACAAAGCUUCUUUUUUUUUUCUCCCAGCGGACGUCAACUCCUCCCGAUUCAUGUUCUUCAGUCACGCUCCAUCAUUAACCACUACAGAUGUCAUCGGCACCUCUGAACCUGGCCUGCAGAGGGAGCAACGGCGGUUGUACACAGUGUACAGAAAACUCUUUCAGGACAAACUCUGAUAAAAGAGCCUGAUUACAGAGUGACCACUGACCGCGCUCGGCUCAGCAGCAGCAGCAGCAGCAGCAGCAGCAGCAGCAGCAGUCUGUUGUCGACGGGUUUCAGCACGGAGAACAAACAGUGACGGUGGCUCACAGCCGCCGCUGCGCUCUUUUCCUGUUUUAUUACAGUUACAAACUGUACUCCUUGUACAUGUACACGAGAGAAGCACUGAUUGUCAGAAGUAUUUUAUUGGAAACAAACUCUUUUUCUUUUCUUUGUUUUGUUUUUUUAAAUAAUGCUGUUUAAAUGUGUAAAUCUCUUUAUGUUUUUCCAGGUCCUCUGCCCGUGGUGGGGUGAGACACAGAUUUAGUGUGAAACAGGGGAAUCACGUCGGCCCGAUCCAUGUCCAGUCGUGUGUCCGCUGUCACCAUAAUGCCUCAAACGUGUCAUGAAAACCAGCCGCCACUUUAGUCAUUUUUGUUCCGCCUCCGCCCUUCGCUGUAUGCUUGCUGUACGGUGUUAACUUAUGUCUGAAAAAAAAUGGAAUUCUUACAGUUUCCCUCGCAACAUAGUCAGGAGUCACAGUUGCCAAAAAAAUAGCUUUUUCUGAUUCUGAUUGACAGUAGGAACAUGUUUAAAAAAAGAAAGUGAAAGAAAAUGUUUAUUUGCAUUCUGGCAGUCUUAAAUUUAGUUUCAACCUCAUAUUUAACCAUUUUUUUGUUUGUUUUUGAAAUACAAACAGGAAAGAAUGUAUAAAAAUGAUUAUUGAAUCAAUAAAUGUUAAGUAUUUGAGCUUUA